Lytechinus variegatus (green sea urchin) is the source of this 7058-nucleotide messenger RNA. Its product is annotated as beta-chimaerin-like. Gene Ontology annotation, molecular function: GTPase activator activity. Bases 198 to 2597 code for a protein of 799 amino acids. The transcript is spliced from 11 exons. Gene Ontology annotation, biological process: signal transduction; regulation of GTPase activity. The record is from RefSeq and is a predicted model, not a curated record. NCBI's taxonomy places the organism in Eukaryota, Metazoa, Echinodermata, Echinoidea, Temnopleuroida, Toxopneustidae.
CAUGAUCUGGUACAACUGCUUGUAAACCUCAUGACUGCUACUCGACUUCUCAUCUAUCACUCAGACCAUAGAGAGCCCAGCAGACACCCUGGUGUGUCAUUCACAUUCUCAAAUCUUGUUUCGUUGAGAGCAGCAGCCGCAAAUUGUCAGAGACUUGGUUCUUGAUCAGCCGGCCGGGUGAGAGAGACAAACCCAAGAUGGUCCAUCCAACGUGUGUGUCCAUGGCGACCCUGCGGUCACAGCGGACUGGUGACACCGCUAAUAUGAAGGAUGUUACAAAUUCAUUAUCUAGUUGUCCAAGUAUUAAGUUAUUGUCCAGGCAUGACCAGGCAAUUAAGCCCACUGGCAAUGCCCAACUUAAGUACUUCCCAAAGGUUGCGGACUUUGGUGAUAUCAUUGCUUUUCUUUCCAGGCAGUCCUACCUGCCAGAACUGUCAAAGACUGGGACAAAGGACAUUGAGAUUAUUCCCAAAAAGACAAAGCCAGUGCCACUAGAGAGGCAGAAGAAAAGAAAGGAGGAUAAGGAGAAAGUCUGUGAGGAAAACAUUGAGACAAAGGUCAACUCACCAUGCACCAGAGUGACUAACAUUGACAACAGAGAUGCUGAAAAGAAUUUGGGAAAAGAGAGUGAAGAGGAGGUAAAGACAGUUGAACUGAAAACAAUUGACACCAAUACGACCGGAGUUACCCCUCCUCCUUUCAAAUUCACAGACCUUCUGGAUAUAACAAAGUCAAGAAGAAUCCAACGUUACCAGAACAGAACAAAGCCUACGGAAUCUCCUGACAAGAAUCGGGGACCGGUCGAAGGUCAAAACUCGCCACAAUACACCAGCAGGACCAAGCCCAUCAUGAUUGAGACGUCAUUCCUUGAUAACUCACCGUACAUCAUUCCGGAGAAGAAACCAGAGAAGGAGAAGCUUCCAUUUGAUGAUAACAAAGAUGGGCCUCUCAUCAUCCCACUGGAUUCGGAGAAGGCUAAACUCUUUGAGAGUCUCAACAGCUACACCCCUCAGGUGCCCUUCAUACCACCACCGCCCCUGUGGGGUAUGGUCAGCACCCAUCCCAGACAACCCAUGAUUGACCCACCCUCCUACAGCCCUCCAUCCAGUCCACCACCAUUCUACCAACCGCCCAGCCCGGAGUACACCAACCCACCGCCCCCUCUGGAGUUUGAUGAGAAUCGUUUCCGUAGCAACACACUCACCUAUCUUCAUGAGGUGAAAGACUACCUGACCAUGACCAAGAAAAGGAAUCAAGUCAAACAGAAAUUAUACCAUCUUCAGCUAGAAGCACCCAAGCCUAGAUUAAUUCCAUGUCAAUCAAUAGGGGUCUAUGGACCACCACAUUAUGGAGAUGAAUUCCAUGGAGCGAUCUCCCGAGAAGAGGCGGAUAGGUUGCUUACAAAUGGAGGAGAAGGCAGCUACUUGGUCCGGGAGAGUCAGAGAGCUAGAGGAAGCUACACCCUCGGUCUAAGAUUGCUUGGUGCAACGAAAAACUUCAGGCUAUACUUCGAUGGCCAACAUUAUGUCGCAGACAAACGCUUCGACACUGUGCACGACUUGGUGGCCGAUGGCCUCAUCACCAUGUACGUGGAGACGAAAGCGGCUGACUACAUCGGGCGCAUUGAGUUCGAGGAACCCAUCUAUGAUAAAUACUCCAAACAAGCUACGUUUAUGAGGCCGCAGGUGGGGAGUAAUGGCAGUACACCGCUCAGCAUGCCUCCUGAUUCGCCACCAGGCCCUCCCAUUGGACACCAAAUGGUUGAUGGUAGGAAUUUAAAACCAACUCAAGGUCCCAUUACUGUAGAAAAGGAUCAUGUCUUCAAGGUGCACACAUUUGUAGGUCUUAAUUGGUGUAUGUUCUGUGGUAACUUCCUAUGGGGUCUGAAGAGUCAAGGAGUUAAAUGUACAGAUUGUGGUCUUAGUACACACAAGCAAUGUUCAAAGAGAGUACCGAGAGAUUGUACACCUGACCUAAGACUGAUCAAGAGAAUUUAUAGUGUUGAUCUAACAACCUUAGCCAGAGCACACGGUGUUAAUACAUCAAUUGUAGUAGAGCGAUGUGUUGAGGAGAUCGAAAGCAGAGGUCUCGAGGUGGAAGGUUUAUAUAGGAUACCAGGCAUGCAAGAUGAUGUUGAGCUUAUCAGACAAAGAUUUGAUAAAGAUGGUAUGGUGGCACGCAUCGGAUCCAAAGAGUUUCCUGAUAUCAACGCUAUCUCAGGGGCCAUGAAGCUUUACCUCAGGGAGUUACCUAUUCCAUUGGUGCCGUUCAAGAUGUACCAUGCAUUCAUGGAAGCAACCAAAAAACAAAAUGUCCAUGAUAAAGUUGAUUCAUUCUGUAAUGCCUUAGAUGAGCUCUACCAAACAUUCCCUGCUCACUACCACACACUAAAGCUUCUUAUGGCUCACUUAGUCAGAGUGACCCAGUUACACGAAGUGAAUAAGAUGAAUAUAGAGAACCUUGGUAUCGUCUUUGGACCCACCCUUAUGAGACCGCCCUCUAACCAACCCGUCAUCGAUGACCUCUACAUGCUUCACUUCCAGAAGAAGAGUGUAGAGAUCAUGAUUGAAGAGUUCGACACCCUAUUCCAAAAGUAGAUGUCCAUCUUGAUGCCGAGAAGUGCAUUGAGACAUUGGUUUAGGAGUUUUACACCAUCUUCCAGAAGUAGAUAUCAAUAUUGAUGCUGAAGGGUGCAGAUGUUCCUUCUCAUCGGACAAUCACAAAGUUCCUUGUCAUUAGAGAAUUACAGCUCAAGUUAAAAAUCUAUUCGAUGUCAUGACUGACAACAAUGAAUCUGAUGACAACUUAGUGCAAAUACAUGAAAAGAGUGAUCUUAAUUUGUUAUAUCCUGACUGGGAUUCUACUUUCUGUUCUAGAAAACUGUUCAAGGCCUGUUUUCUGAGCUCUGGUUGUCUUGAACUCUGGUUAACUUCAAGUCUGGUUAUGUUCAGAGAUUGCUAGUCAAAUUUGACAAACCUAUCACAUCAAAAUUUUUUGAUCAAUCUGUCUUAUUUUGCAAUCUAAUCUGAAGAUUGAAAACUUCCAAAUGGUUUAAAUAUUUUGGCAGGUGCCAUUGUCUGGCAGUUGCAGUGCACUUCCAAAUUCAAUGCAAGGGGGGGGGGGUUAAUACCUCCCUCUAGUUUUUUUAAGCAGAGUUCAGAAUACAGUCCUCAGCCUCCAGAUGUUGAUAUAACAGAAGAUUAACUCUAAGUGGUCUCUGCUGGUGAUGCAAGGUGGCUUCUCCCAAACCAUCCUAUAUGUUUUAGGAUAUUGAAAUACUUCUUGGAGAGAUGCCAUAUCACACACGAUGGUGCAUCCAUUAUGAAGGUUGAUACAAAUCUUUUAGAGAAAUAAAAUUGUAUGCUGCUUUUAACCCUCUACUUAGUUUCUUUAGGUCACAAAUGUUAGUCACAAAUUUAAGGUCACACUAGACGCACUGAAAUGCACGCCCUAGUGCUAGUACAUGUAUAGUUAUCAUGUCUUCAAAGUUGAUUAGAUAUUGCAGCUCUUACAGAACAAGUUUUCAUGGAAAAAGGGGAAGAUUAUUAUACUGAUAGAUUUGGGAUAAUCGUUUACCUUUUGAAUAAUUUAAACUUAAUGAUGUGUCGUCAUGAAUGCCACAUACUUGCUUGUGGCUAGUAUAUAGCCUUUAAUCCUAUUAUUAGUCAAUGGAUAAACUUUAGGAAUUGGCAUGGUAUGAUGGAAAAUAGCAACAUUUUGAUGAGAGUGUUGAGACAUUUUUGAACAAAACCCUACAUUUAUGCUAAUAAAUAUUCCUGGUAUGCAUCAAUUUUUUUUUGAUUAUAGGCAUUAUGAAAAAACUGCCAUUCCAGUCAUAUCUACAGUCCUUUAGGUCACACAGGAAUGUCCAUAUCUUUAUAAGCCAAGACAUUUAUUUUUUUUCAAGGAAACCAUCAUGACCUCUUCUGGCAGACAUAGUCUCUGUGUGUCACAUGCCACUGCACUGUAAAAAUCAACCAUUGUUGAUUAUACAUUAGGAAGAGAUAUGGUUAUGCAUCUCAUUUGGUCAGAAACAAAUUUGUCUACUUUUGACAAAGUUAAUUGAUCCCUUUAAUAUUUCAUCUCAUGUAAGAUCAACUCCAAUGAACAGUUGAAGCCUGCAGAGGGUGUUGAUACUUGUGAAUGGUUUUGAGGUUUAAUCUUAAAAGUCUAUCCUAUGCAAACGCUGCAGCCUCAUAACUCAGAAACUUGUGCUUCCUUCAUCGAUGCAUAUUCAUCUUUGAAAAAAAAAUAUUUGAAAGAAAAAGUUCUUUUGGUAUGAGCCAAUAGAUAUGAUUAUGUACCAUGUGGUAUGCUAAAGAAAUGUAAUCAAUUUUUAUUUCAUCAGACAAUUUCUACUUCUUUGAUUGAAUUUGACUUCUGUGAUAUAUUUUAAAGGAAUAUCAUCAGAUUUCUCAUAGGUUAUAGUGAGAUGAUAAAGGCAUUGUAGCUAAUUACAGACAUUAUUUAUUUUGGAAAGAUGUUUGUUGCACAAAUUUGAGUGAUUUCCAUUUAGUUGAUCUCAGUUUUCUGAACUAAAUUCAUAGCUCUUGAGCUUUUAGAUUCUCAUUCCAAAUGUAGUUUUUACCUUUCCAGCAAUUUUUACCAAGUGUGUUUCUUUUUUUUUACUGUUCCCUAGGUGCUUAUUUGGACAAUUCAUCUUUGUACCUCUAUUUAUUUAUACAUUUUUGACAAAUCUCUGCUCCGAUGUUAUUGCAUCUAUUUUGGUGUUUCUUAGCAAUCUUCAUUUACCUGCAUGUAAAUGUGAUGCCUACGGGAAAUCGUGCAAAAGACAUCGAUUCUUAAUCAAGAUUAAAAAUAAUCUCGGUUCAGAAUCAAUGCAAUCAUAGAUUUAUGUCUUCACCGUAGUCAGGAAUAGCAUGCAUACAAUCUUUAAACUUGUCUGUCUGGUGUGAUGUCAUGUGUCAAUGUUUCCUAAGUCUUUAUCUACAUAAGUAUCAAAUAAGAUUAAUCAUCUGUCCAUUUUGAACCAGGAACAGUUUGUGUCUUUUGGUUGAAGGUGCGUUGUUGACACCCUGCUAUGUUAAAGGUGUAAUAACUCAGUGUUCAAGCAUUUUUAGUUAAUAACACCUUACUGUGAUAGAUAUUGUGUGAGGUAUCGGUGUUGAAGAUGCGAGCGAGUGUAUGAACACCAAAGUUGGUUAACACUGUACAGUGUUGAAGGUGUCAACCAAAGAUUCAUGUUGUGUAACACUGGUGUUUAACGCUCUGUCUUCUCAUCACCACAAUAUACCUUCUCAUGCCUACCUGUACCUGUCUACAAAAGUUUAAGAUGCUUAGCCUUGAGCAUUUUAUGAAUUUUGGUGGAUAAACAGAGAGUUCAGGAGGCCGUUGCAGAAAGAAUUGCAAUCAAACUUUACUUGUUUUUCCAUCAAUCAAAGAGCAUGUUCAGGAAUUUUGCUUGAUUUUUUAGUUGUGAUAUAACAUAAUUAUUUCUGCAGAAGGACUUGUGAACUACUCACUUUUGCCCCUAAAUCCAUGCAAUGCAUUAGAUUGUAUUUCAAAAUUCUAUUUGGGAUGCACCCAUUUAUGCUUUAUGAUCACACAAUACCUUUCCUUUAUUUCUUCUUUCGAUGGACACUAAAGAAAAUCUUCCAAAAGUUGAAGAUGUGUUGAAUAUCCAUUCUGUAUAAAAGAAAUGGAGCCAAAUGUUGAUAGAAUCUUGAUGAUAUAUAAAUGUGUAUGUAUAAUUGUUAUUUUUGGUAUAUAAUAUAUAAAUAUAAAAAUGAAAUAUAUAUAUAUUUAGAAAAAGACUGCACAUCAUGUUGCAGUAUAUUAUAAUGAAAAGAGCAAGGUAAUUUUUUUACAUUGGUGUUCUUCAAUGCAAUGCUACAAAGAUUUGUCUUCGAAGAGAAGAACGCGUUCGUAUGCUGUUAUGUAAUAUACUGAUCUGUCUGCAUAUGCAUAAUUUUUUCUCAGCACUCUGAGAAUAUGGCCAGAACGAAUUUAUCAACCUAUGUAUGUAUUAUAAUGUUUUAGACUAAUGUCAUGUUAACACGUUGUUUUUUCCUUUCUGUUUUUCACUUUAUUGUCUUGCCACUGUAUUUAUAGCAAGUUUCCAUGUCAGCUAGUAUGUUUUGGAGAUUUCUUUGUUUUGUUGAAAGAACAAGAGUUCAUAAAAUCUACAUGUGAGUAACUUGGGAAUUGUUGUUCGCUUUGACCACUAUAUACAUGUUUUAGAACUCGAUGUAGAACGGUGAUAAUUUCACAAACUGAUCAAUCAUUUUUCUCUGGUUUCUGGUAAAGUUGACAAAUAUUUCCAUUUAGCUAUUUUGGAAAUGACAGGGUAGAUUUCACAUGUGAAAUUUCUCUCAGUAUCAUCCAUGAAAAAAAACCCUCUGAAGUAAGAAAUGGACUGAAGACCAUUGAUUAAAAAAAAAGAUAAUUAGACUUAUCCUAUUAACUACUUAAUUUUCAUGUCUUUCCUAUUAUGUGAUUAUGUGUUAAGUGUUAAUGUGUUAUUGCCUUCCUCCUACAACAAUUACUUGUAUUUUUGGCUGUGUUUGAUUAGGAUUUCUUAUUAUGAAUUGAAGCAUGUAAGAUUUUACCUCAUUUUUCUUUUUCAUUUUUAGAUUUCAGAACAAGUUGUGUUCUUUGUGUACAUACAUAUAUGUACCAGAUAAGUGCUAUUUCUUAACAUUUUCCAAGACAGUGCAAAAAAUAUAUAUGUAACAUUUUAGGCAUGGGUACCACCUAAUUGUUCCUGUGUAUACAUAUUGAUUUCAGGUAAUUUUAAGAUGUGUUUAGCUGCACGCUAAUAUGGCAUCAACAGUAAAUCUUAACCAUUAUUACACAGGUGUUGGUUUUUUGUGUUUGUCCUAACACCUUGCAUCCAAAAUCUUGUUUUAUCUAAUCAUUCACAUUUAAUCCUGAAAUUUCUUCCAAAGAAAUGAUAAAAAGUGCUCUUUUCCCUAUUACAAUCAACGAAUUAUUCUUUAAAUAAACAAUCUUAAGAUGUAUUAUCUUUUUUUCUGUAUAUGAUUGGUGUAAAUUUACAAAAGCAUUGGACUGAGUUAUUCUGUCUCUAUCUCUCUAAA